Procambarus clarkii (red swamp crayfish) is the source of this 621-nucleotide messenger RNA. Lineage: Eukaryota; Metazoa; Arthropoda; Malacostraca; Decapoda; Cambaridae. The record is from RefSeq and is a predicted model, not a curated record.
AUGUUACGGGUCAGAGUUACGGCUGCCACAUUACGCGAGCGUGAAGCUCAACCCGCUAAGUGUGAAUUAGACAACACACGCGACUCCACAAGAGCCCACGCGACUCCACGAGAGCACACGCGACUCCACAAGAGGACACGCGACUCCACAAGAGGACACGCGACUCCACAAGAGCGCACGCGACUCCACAAGAGCGCACGCGACUCCACAAGAGCACACGCGACUCCACAAGAGCACACGCGACUCCACAAGAGCACACGCGACUCCACAAGAGCACACGCGACUCCACGAGAGCACACGCGACUCCACAAGAGGACACGCGACUCCCCAAGAGCCCACGCGACUCCACAAGAGCACACGCGACUCCACAAGAGCCCACGCGACUCCGCAAGAGCCCACGCGACUCCGCAAGAGCCCACGCGACUCCACAAGAGCCCACGCGACUCCACAAGAGCCCACGCGACUCCGCAAGAGCCCACGCGACUCCGCAAGAGCCCACGCGACUCCACAAGAGCCCACGCGACUCCGCAAGAGCCCACGCGACUCCACAAGAGCACACGCGACUCCGCAAGAGCACACGCGACUCCACGAGAGCGCACGCGACUCCACGAGAACACAUGA